Molecule: messenger RNA, 243 nt
Organism: Auanema sp. JU1783
Lineage: Eukaryota; Metazoa; Nematoda; Chromadorea; Rhabditida; Rhabditidae
Source: the annotation of a GenBank genome assembly
AUGGCUGACAUUGCUAAGAUGGGAAGAUUCGCUGGAGUUACCAGCCAAGCGAACUUUCCACUUCUUACUUGUUCUCUAGGAGGACUUGGACUUCUGUUCAUGGCCUGGUUCUUAGUAUAUGAGGUUACUUCCAACAAGUACACUCGUAACAUCGUGAAAGAGAUCAGUAUGGCUGCCUUCUCUUCCAUUCUCCUCGGAGUAGGUUCUCUCUUCCUUCUCCUGUGGGUAGGAAUCUAUGUUUGA